Messenger RNA from Hemiscyllium ocellatum (epaulette shark), 5317 nucleotides. RefSeq names its product alpha-actinin-1-like. Gene Ontology annotation, molecular function: actin filament binding; calcium ion binding. The record is from RefSeq and is a predicted model, not a curated record. Gene Ontology annotation, biological process: actin cytoskeleton organization; muscle cell development. The coding region runs from base 404 to 3103 and encodes 899 amino acids. The transcript is spliced from 21 exons. Gene Ontology annotation, cellular component: plasma membrane; cell projection; cell junction. Lineage: Eukaryota; Metazoa; Chordata; Chondrichthyes; Orectolobiformes; Hemiscylliidae.
UUGAGGGCGAGCUGCGCGCGCUUGCGCGAGCGAGCGAGACGGCGGAAGUGGGGGAGGCACAAGAAGCGGAGCGCGAGGGCAGACAGACGGAGAGCGAGCGGCCGCUGGUGAAGGAUCGCGUCUUGGACCUUCUCGUCGCACAAUAGCCGAACCCGGGGGCAAAGAAGAUAAGCUUUCCAGUCGAAGCUCGCUGCCCUUGCCCGCCCUCUUCCUCCGUGCGUGUUUGCAUCGGCAUUUGUCGAGACGACGGCCGAUCGUGAUUGAAACCGCGCCGCUCUCUGGUGACUUUUUCUCCUCCCGGUUUGCCACACCUGGUGGAGUCUUGCAUUGAUUUUCUGCUUCUUUUUUCCCUCCUCCCUCCCCUCCUCCCCACCCCUUUCAAACUCUAUUGCUCGCACCGGACAUGGUCGACUAUCACGAAGCCAACUCGCAGUUGCAGCAGCCCAACCAUGGGGACUACAUGCAGCCCGAGGAGGAUUGGGACCGCGACCUGUUGCUGGACCCAGCCUGGGAGCGACAGCAACGGAAGACCUUUACAGCAUGGUGUAACUCUCACUUGCGUAAGGCAGGGACGCAGAUUGAAGUAAUUGAAGAAGAUUUCAGAGAUGGACUUAAACUUAUGCUACUACUGGAGGUGAUUUCAGGAGAGCGAUUACCAAAACCAGAGCGUGGGAAAAUGAGGGUGCAUAAAAUAAACAAUGUCAAUAAAGCGUUGGAUUUCAUUGCAUCCAAAGGAGUAAAACUUGUCUCCAUUGGGGCAGAAGAAAUUGUGGAUGGGAAUGUGAAGAUGACCCUAGGUAUGAUCUGGACAAUCAUACUUCGUUUUGCUAUUCAAGACAUAUCUGUGGAGGAGACCUCUGCCAAGGAGGGAUUGCUGCUGUGGUGCCAGAGAAAGACUGCACCAUACAAGAAUGUAAAUGUGCAGAACUUCCACAUCAGUUGGAAAGAUGGUUUGGCAUUCAAUGCGCUUAUCCACAGACACAGACCAGAACUUAUUGAUUACGAUAAGCUGAGGAAGGAUGAUCCACUGACAAACUUGAAUAAUGCUUUUGAAGUGGCUGAGACGCACCUGGAUAUACCCAAGAUGUUGGAUGCAGAAGACAUUGUGAACACCGCCCGCCCUGAUGAGAAGGCAAUUAUGACCUAUGUCUCCUGCUUCUACCAUGCCUUUUCAGGAGCACAGAAGGCUGAGACUGCAGCCAAUAGGAUUUGCAAAGUCCUGGCAGUAAACCAAGAAAAUGAACAUCUGAUGGAGGAUUAUGAAAAACUGGCCAGUGAUUUGCUGGAGUGGAUUCGUCAAACCAAACCCUGGCUAGAGAACAGAGAGCCUGAGAAAACAAUGCAAGCUAUGCAGCAAAAAUUAGAAGACUUUCGUGAUUACCGCCGUGUCCAUAAACCACCUAAAGUGCAGGAGAAGUGUCAGCUUGAGAUCAACUUCAACACCUUGCAGACUAAACUCCGACUCAGUAAUCGACCAGCCUUCAUGCCAUCUGAAGGGAAAAUGGUCUCGGAUAUUAAUAAUGCAUGGCAAGGUCUGGAGCAGGCGGAGAAGGGGUAUGAGGAAUGGCUGCUGAAUGAGAUAAGGAGGCUGGAAAGACUUGAUCAUUUGGCUGAAAAGUUCAGGCAGAAAGCCACCAUUCAUGAAGAUUGGACCAAAGAUAAAGAAGCAAUGUUGACACAGAAAGACUAUGAAACAGCUACUCUGGCUGACAUUAAAGCCUUGCUGAAGAAACAUGAGGCAUUUGAGAGUGAUCUGGCAGCUCACCAAGAUAGAGUGGAGCAGAUCGCUGCCAUCGCGCAAGAGCUCAAUGAUCUGGAUUAUUAUGACUCUCCCAAUGUAAAUGCACGCUGCCAGACUAUCUGUGACCACUGGGAUACUUUGGGCUCGUUGACACAGAGCAGGAGGGAUGCCCUGGAGAGGACUGAAAAGCUUCAGGAAACAAUUGACCAGUUAUAUCUGGAAUAUGCCAAAAGAGCUGCACCUUUCAAUAACUGGAUGGAGGGAGCAAUGGAAGACUUGCAAGACAUGUUUAUUGUCCAUACCACUGAGGAGAUUCAGGGUCUUAUUGCAGCACAUGAACAAUUCAAAGCAACAUUGCCAGAUGCUGACAAAGAGAGGGAGGCCAUCCUGGGUAUUCAUAAUGAAAUGAUGAAGAUUGCCCAGUCUUAUAAUAUCAAAUUAUCUGGUGUAAAUCCAUACACAUCUAUCACUUCACAGAGUAUUAAUGAUAAAUGGGAUAAGGUUCAACAGUUUGUGCCAGCGAGGGACCAAGCCUUGCAAGCAGAAUUUAACAAGCAACAGUCCAAUGAACAUCUGCGUGAGCAGUUUGCAAAUAAGGCUAAUGUUGUUGGACCCUGGAUUCAGACAAAGAUGCAGGAAAUCGGACGGAUUUCAAUUGAAAUGCACGGCACGUUGGAAGACCAACUAAAUCAACUGAAGCAGUAUGAGAGCAGUAUCAUCAAUUACAAACCCAACAUCGAGAAAUUAGAACAAGAUCAUCAGCUCAUUCAGGAGGCACUCAUCUUUGAUAACAAACACACCAACUACACCAUGGAGCACAUCCGAGUUGGCUGGGAACAGCUGUUGACCACAAUUGCCAGAACCAUCAAUGAAAUAGAAAACCAAAUCCUCACCCGUGACGCAAAAGGCAUCAGCCAAGAUCAGCUGAAUGAGUUCCGAUCAUCAUUUAAUCACUUUGACAAGGACCAUACCGGGAAACUAGGACCUGAAGAAUUUAAAGCCUGCCUUAUCAGCUUGGGUUACGAUGUUGGAAAUGACCAGCAGGGUGAAGCAGAGUUUGCACGAAUAAUGAGUAUUGUUGCCCCCAACAACACUGAAGAGGUGUCAUUCCAAGCCUUUAUUGACUUCAUGUCACGUGAGACAACAGACACUGACACAGCUGAACAAGUAAUGGCCUCCUUCAAGAUUCUGGCAGGGGACAAGAGUUACAUCACAGCAGAGGAGCUGAGACGUGAGCUUCCCCCCGAUCAAGCUGAAUACUGUAUUGCCCGGAUGGCGCCAUAUAGGGGACCUGACGCAGUGCCUGGUGCUUUGGAUUACAUGUCCUUCUCCACAGCUUUAUAUGGGGAAAGUGACCUGUAAUCUGAUCUUUCUGCAGCCAGCCCAUACUUUUAUUUUAUUCCCCCUUUUUCGCACGCGCGCUCUCUCCCCCGCCACCUAAAGUCAGUGCUAUAAACAGCAUUUUGGAGUUAGCACAUGCAUUUACUGAAGAACCUUUAUACUCUACAUUCCAUUAUGUCUUAUUAUGACUUCCAGUCUUCAAUCUAUGCAAAUAUUUCCAUUUUCUGUUUCUAUAUUGGGGUAGUAAUACUGCAAACAUGUUUUGCAAACUGUUACAACAAUUUGGAGCAUAUCAACUGAGUGCCACAGGAACUGUCAAUCAGUCUGGGAAUUUGGAGGUUUGAUUUUUAAAUUCUGAAAAUUCCAUAGGAAUCUGGCUCCUUUGUAUUUUUCCAACUGUACUUGAUAUUGUAAAACUAAAUAUUUUUUUACUAUAAAUAUUUAGUAUUCCUGUUUUCACUCUGGUGUUUCUCCCCAUAAAAUCUAGAAGUAUGAUAAAGUUGAGCUGCUUCAAUUAAACUUUUAUUUGCAGCCGGUAGAUAAACAUUAAUUUUGCACCAGACAGGCCACGUAUGAAGAGCACAAAUGUAGUUUAUCAUUACAGUGCUGAGCUUUUCAGUGCUUGAUCCCCCAGCUGAUAAUUUGUUUGCAGGAGUUUGGGUUACCUCAAUGUUUUCACUGAAAAUCAUUACUGAUCCAGAUUGCAAUUGUUUUCUCAUUCGGUGUCCCAAAUAUUCCGCGCUGCACUCACUCUACAAAAUCUGAGUUAAGCCUUUAGAAAACAAAUGUUCGGGUGGGUUGGAAGGCACUUACUGAAGAGGCAACUUUUGAUCCAUUUUUUAAAAAAAAUAAAAAUGGAAGGCUGGUGGUGGAUUUGAAAACUGUAAUUUGUCACAAACUUCUGAUGGCAUUUCAAUAAACCAUGACGCCAAAUUGGUUUGAGGGUCACCAGAACCCUCAAGGAUGAAUUGCUGCCUCCAAUAUAAUUGUCAGUUGUUUAUGAUGAGAUAUAGCUUAUUAAAAUUAAGUUUGACUUUUAGUUGCUGUUGUGCAGUGAGGUCAGAGUAAAGAUGAGACAGUGUUAAAGCAUAACCAAAAUUUAAGUGGGACCAAAAUCAUUGGUACUGGAAUUAAUCAUGGAAUAGCAAGGGUGAUGGAUAUAAAAUUGUACAAAUCCAGCCGAAUCUAAGUAUUCUUUCUCCAGAGACACAUUAUCUGCAGUGAACAAAAAUCAUGCUCACCUCCAAGUUCUGACUGAGUUUGGAAUCUGAAAUGGGGCAUGUUAUACUUACCAAAUGCAAAACAGUGAGUUGGCUGUUAAAGAAUCAGAAGGGUUUAAAAUGAACUUGUGGUAUUCCAGUUGUGCAUUUUAAAUUUUAAAUCAUGCAGUUCUAAAGAAAAACUUAAAUAUUUGAAGCAUUAACUAAGGUGUAUGAUGAACAAUCAGUUCCACUUGCAUUCCUGCACAUUGGUCACCUGACAAGAUUGAAAUUUUUCAUCAGAUUCACUUUCCCCUUCCAUCACCACCACCACCAUAUACAUCAUUUUGACGGUUCAGUUGAGCGCAAAAUAGCACAUUUUAUUUGAGGUAGAGAAAAGAUAUUUAUCUCUUCAUAUUUAAUCUUUUUUUUCUUGUACAUACUGCAGUGACGUUUAAUUUGAAUGAGAAGACUGCCUUUUUAAAAAAAAACAAAGCUGGGCUUUUUUCUGUGAAGGUACUUUUCUUGCAGAAACAAGUCCCGAGUUGAGAAAAAAAAAACGGGUGCUGUUGUGGGUUUUGUUUUAAUUCUUUUUGAUUUUCCUUGCUUUUGGGAUCUACUCCAUAUUUGAAUUAUUGCUGUGAGACACAGGCUGGCCUUGAGUUAGAAUAAUAGCUGCAGUAUUUUUUUGGGUGGUGAUGGAGGGCUUUUUCUAUUUCAUUAACAUGGGACUUUAUUAUACAGUAUAUAAAUAUAUAUCAUCUGAAACACUUCCAUGGACUGUAAUUACUGCUUGAUUUUAAGAAGAAAUAAAUUGAACAUUGCAAUGGACAAAUGAGAUUUUCUGGAAUAUUGGUGAGGAGUUUCUCUGAAUAUGUUCUGUCCCUUGCUGUUAUUAGCCUAUAUUACCAUGUUUUUGAAAUGUGAUCAGUGAGGGCUGCCUUUCUACAUUUUGAUCUAAGGGUGUUUUCAAUUGCUCUCUGCUACCUUAACCCUAUUAGAUGAAAUAAAUCAUCAAUAUUUUUGAGAAAGAAAA